AUGUCCAUCCCUCACUCAGAACUCUCCGUCACCUUCAAGGUCAAGCCCACCAUCGAAACUUCGUGGCUCAUGAAGUCAAUUCGAAUUAAACUCGCACAUCCAAUACAAGGAUCUGUGGGAUCUCUAUAUGCCCUACAUAUAUUUCGUUCGAGGUGCUCUAAUCGCUUCUUAGAGGCCAUGGAUAUGGAAAGCGAGGAAAUGUACGCUUUUGGAACGACUCUGUUCGAUAAAUUCGGUCGUAUCAAGCCGCAUAUAGUCAGCAAAGGCUAUCGUAGCGGCACAGGAUGCUGGGGAGAGGAGCUAAGCGAAGGGCAGAUCAUUUAUAUCACACACAUCGAUGUUUCCGAGAAGUACCAGCGGCAGGGUGUAGGAUCGUUGCUGCUCGACAAACUUUUCAAUUCUGAGCACGUUCAAGAUAAGGAUUUCGUGAUGUGCUGGCCGUUUCCGAUCAGUAGGGAGAAAUCCGAUGACUCUGGCCUACGCGUCGGAAAGACUAAAUUCUUUGGAUACUCCCCUCUUCCCCACCAUCCAUCUCGCCUUGUUCAUCCUGAGACCGAUGCCAAUUACAUUGGUGACAAUUUCUGUGCGCCUUCUCCGACAGAAGAAGAGCUCAAGAUCCACGGACCGGAUUUCUUUCGGAAUCAGCGCGAAGAAAACUCCCCCCUGCAUUAUUCUAUCGUAGGGGACAUGACUGCAGCUAUAGCAGAUACGAUUCAACUAUUCUUCGACAAAGAUCCUCUUUCAAUCUCUCGUCCUGAUCCUGAUGGACUGCGUCCUAUCUUCAUCGCAGCCGCCUCUGAAAAUAUUCACGCCGUCCGAAAACUUCUCGAGCUCGGUGUCCGUCAUGAUCUCUUUGACUUCGAGAACGGCGACGGUCUUACACCGUUAGAGAUGCUUCAAGGCAGUAUGAGGUCUCUGCGGGAGUUCUCCGAGACGCUGCUGCCCUGCUGGAGCGGUUAUCCAGACUCGAGUCUUCGGAUCGAAUACCUUCUGAAAAGCGCUAUGGGCAUCUCUGUGGAUGGGCUCUCGGAUCAUGAAUACAUUUCUCGUAACAAGUACGGAUGCACAUGUGGACAUUGUGGUGCUGGAUGGCUAUCUCCUCGCAUGAGAUUUCAGCUAAGCUGUCAGGCAGGAUAUUUCAGGGACAUAAUGCCUGACUCUCUGGAGUAUUUCACGCCUCGUCAAGCUAUUGAUAUUCACACCCUUUUGCUCGUCGUCGCCAGUGAUUAUCUUCCUCAGCAGCUUCACUCCUCACUCUAUAAGACGUUCUACGCUGGUUAUAUCUCUAUCUUUGGUGCUCUCUAUAAUCUUCUUGAAAAUUCGAGCGCCUCAUUCUCUCUUGACAUUGUCAAUCAAGUCGCUCGGAACGACUUUUCUGCGGAUUUUUACUUUCAACGGGGUGGCAAAGUAGAAUACGCUCUCGACGCGAUAACAGACAGUGCACUGAAUCAAUCUUUGUUGGGCGAUGGUGAAUUCCAUGCAGUGUUCGAUGAUGACAAGGACUACAGGGCAUUGCCCAAGUGUGCUAAUGACCUGGAGUUUCAGUUAGUUCGCGAUAUGUUGGGGCUGACUGCUGAUAGGCCAUGGGGACCGUACAGCAGCCAUCGAAACCGCGACCCUUCGGAAAUGUAUGUGGACUCAGAAGAUUCGGAGGAGGACGAGGACGAUUCGGAAGACGAGGAAGGCAUGCUGUUCUGA
Messenger RNA from Desarmillaria tabescens, 1698 nucleotides. RefSeq names its product ankyrin repeat family protein. NCBI's taxonomy places the organism in Eukaryota, Fungi, Basidiomycota, Agaricomycetes, Agaricales, Physalacriaceae. The transcript is spliced from 4 exons. The record is from RefSeq and is a predicted model, not a curated record. The coding region runs from base 1 to 1698 and encodes 565 amino acids.